ACGUACGAGCUUGUGGCUUCACCGUACAGCUCCUUACGUUUUAAUCAAGACUCAAGACCCAACAAGAGAGCAUUACAGGAAAAUUACCUCAAGAUUUUCGCCAUGGCCUUUUUUGUACGCCUCAUAGCACUGAUGGCACUUAUUUUCAUCAUAACAAAAGCAGCUGAAAUCAGAACGAGCGCUAAUGUAACAACAGCCCCUCCCGUGUUGACGGCUGAACAUAUCAAAGUCAUACUUGAUAGCCACAAUGAAGCCAGGAGACUGGAAAACGCUAAAGUCAUGCCCGACUUGGUAUGGAAUGCUGAGUUAGCGAUGAAAGCUCAGAAUUGGACGGAUGCCUGUAAGUUCGCACACCAGCCGCCACGCACCAGAAGAUGGGGUGAAAACAUUGCAGCUGUUGGCAACACCAGGCCGAUACCCAAUCAGCUGAUUGAUAUGAUAAAUGAGUGGAUAGCUGAGAAAAAAUUUAACGUUGGCGGCACUUUCGAGGAAUGUUGCAGCUUUAAGUCAAGUGACUGCUGUCACUACACGCAGGCCGUGUGGGCCAACACUCGGCAAGUUGGAUGUGGGUAUACAGCUUGUGAGAAUCUUGCCUAUGGGAGCGGCACAUUGACAAAUAUUGCAUUUCUCGCAUGCUACUACACACCCUCAGGAAACAGCCCGAUAGUCACUUACGAUUGGAGGCCUUAUAUCCCGGCUGAGGUCAAGGUCACUCCAUAGUCAGUCAUGUGGUCUAAUAUUAUCUGUCUGCCUACUGAAAUUUGGUGAUGUUUGUCUGCUGAAGUUUGGCGAUGUCUGCCUACUGAAGUUUGGCGAUGUCUGUCUACUGAAGUUUGGCGAUGUCCGUCUACUGAAGUUUGGCGAUGUCCGUCUACUGAAGUUUGGCGAUGUCUGUCUACUGAAGUUUGGUGAUGUCUGUCUACUGAAGUUUGGCGAUGUCUGCCUACUGAAGUUUGGCGAUGUCUGUCUACUGAAGUUUGGCGAUGUCCGUCUACUGAAGUUUGGCGAUGUCUGCCUACUGCAGUUUGGCGAUUUCUGUCUACUGAAGUUUGGCGAUGUCUGCCUACUGAAACAUUCAUUGUUUUAUUAUGUAAAAAAGUCAACACGUGAAUAACCUUAAUUUUUUAUGUUGACUUCAUUGAAAAUUUAAUAACAUGCAUUAAAAUACGAUAUUUAUUGCCUAGAAGUGUUUUGU
Molecule: messenger RNA, 1195 nt
Organism: Physella acuta
Lineage: Eukaryota; Metazoa; Mollusca; Gastropoda; Physidae
Product: GLIPR1-like protein 1
Source: RefSeq, a predicted model, not a curated record